This is a messenger RNA of Gaeumannomyces tritici R3-111a-1, 2604 nucleotides long. Its product is annotated as endo-1,4-beta-xylanase. The coding region runs from base 978 to 2333 and encodes 451 amino acids. Gene Ontology annotation, molecular function: hydrolase activity, hydrolyzing O-glycosyl compounds. The record is from RefSeq and is a predicted model, not a curated record. Lineage: Eukaryota; Fungi; Ascomycota; Sordariomycetes; Magnaporthales; Magnaporthaceae. Gene Ontology annotation, biological process: carbohydrate metabolic process. The transcript is spliced from 2 exons.
GCGGUGGGUGCUGUGCGUGGCCUCGUGGCUCUCACCAGAAACGUCGUCAUCUGGGAAACGGCUUUGGGCAGGGCGCCUCGAUGUUGCUUGUCGAGCAACAAUCAUUCUGGCUUCCAACUCAAAAAUCCCAUGUCAUGGAAUGCCGUUCAAAUAGGGCUUUGCGGGGGUCUGGCAGCUUCGGCAAGCUUUCCCGCUUCCAUGCCCGGCAUUGGUCAAUGCUUGUGUCAUGCGUAUGACGGGAGGACACGGCCACCACUCACUCAACACCCACCCACCACCACUACGCGCAUUGAAACCCAUCCCAAGCUUGCCCCCGGCCCCCGUUUGCCGUUUGAUGUCGAUCCAACGGCCCCAGAAAAAAUGAACCCACGCUGGCGUCUUCUCGCGUGAGCCUCUGCCGCCUCGAUGGGGCCGGCCCUAUCACUGCACUCUCACUACACCCCUGCUGGUCUGAUCUGACCGUGCCUGAAACCGAGCCGAGCCGCAAGCAUUGCUCCCUCCCCGAAUCGCAACAGCUGCCUUUCCCCAAUCAUCCGAGCAGGGACAUGCGCUGCGGCACUCGGCAGUUCGCAAAUAAGCGCGUCAGGGGCGGCCUGGCUGAAGGGCAUGAGGGGGGAAACGAUUGAUAAAAAGGGCAGGCUCCGAUGAAUUGGUCAUCUCUCCCUCUCGAGUUGUUUCUUCUCCUCCUUCCCCUCUGCCGCUUUGGAAUUGCUUCAUUUCUAUUUGGUUAACAUCACCUGCUCGAGGCUGGGAUCGGGUUUGGCAACCAGGGCUGCAAAUUGUCAAAGAAAGCUGUGAUAUCCAAUGCGCCUUAUCUGACUCCUUGUCUAGCUCUUCGGCUCGCUUGCGUGCCCCUUCACUUCUUGUCUAUCCUUUCCUAUCCCUUACUUCUAGACCCGGCAGUGUCGCGGUCGCCCUCUUUAUCUCAUUCUCCUUUCACCCUCAGGAUAGGGUCUCGUUAUCUCGCAUCAACUUCCAUGAUGGCAAGAUUUCCCGCCCUUGCUACCUUACUCUUGACCGCCGCCUCUGGUGCACUGGGCCAGGCUGGUGGGAGCGGCGGCGGCGCGGCGGCGGACGAAGGUCUCCACAGCCUCGCUGUGAAGGCGGGCAAGCUUUAUUUCGGGACUGCUACGGAUACGAACAACUUUCGCGAUGCGACGUACACGGGCAUCGUCAAGGACGUGAGGGAGUUCGGCCUGGUUGUACCGGAGAACAGUAUGAAAUGGGGAAACAUCCAGCCGAGGCCCGAUGAGUUCAACUUCGACCCCCCGAACCAGGUCGCCAACCUGGCAAAGUCGGACCAGCGCCUGCUCCGAUGCCACACGCUUGUGUGGCACUCGCAGCUACCGAGCUUUGUGCAAAACGGACAAUUCACAAAAGAAAGCCUCACCAAGGUUAUUGAGACGCAUAUCAACCGUGUCAUGGGCCACUUCAAAGGACAGUGCUAUGCAUGGGAUGUCGUCAACGAGGCCGCCAACGAGGACGGCUCGUUCCGCAACUCGGUCUUCUUCAAAACGCUUGGCAAAGAUUUCAUCCCGCUCUCCUUCAAGCUCGCCGCUGCUGCCGACCCGGCGGCCAAACUGUAUUACAACGACUUCAACGUCGAGUUCAAGGGCAAAAAGGCCGACACAGCCCUCAGCAUCGUAAAGCUGGUCAAGGACGCGGGAGAGCGCAUCGACGGCGUUGGCUUCCAGGGCCACUUCACCGUGGGGAAGACCCCGAGCCGCCAGGACCUGGCCACGCACCUCAAGCGCUUCACCGACCUGGGCGUCGAGGUCAGCUACACGGAGCUCGAUAUCCGCCACUCCAAGGUGCCAGCCAACGCGGCGGCCCGCCAGCAGCAGGCGACCGACUACACCAGCGUCGUCGGCGCCUGCCUGGACACGCCAAAGUGUGUCGGCGUCAUCGCGUGGCAGUUCACGGACAAGUUCUCGUGGAUCCCCGGCACGUUCCCCGGCGCCGGCGAGGCGUGCCUGCUGGACCAGAACUACCAAAAAACUCCCGCCUACACGGCCGUGGCGGAACUCCUCCGGUCCGCGGCAGCAGGGGGUGGUGCCGCCAACCGCGGCACCAACCGGACCGCCGACGCCUCCGCCCUGGACACGCUCGAUGGUGGCCUCAGUCCGGCUCCCAUCUCACCCCCUGUGCCGGUCAAAAACGAAGGUGGCGGCGAUCCGUCCGCGCCCGCCGCCGCGCCGGUCGAGGCCAACGAGAAGAGCACGGCCGCCGGCAAGGCCGCCCCCGUGGCCGCGGGGAGCUCCAUGCUGCAGCCGACCCUGGGCGGCGCUUGCCUCGCCAUGGCCAUGGUCGCGGCCGGCAUGCUGUUUCUCUAAUCCGCGAAGCGCGCCUGUACGAUAGGAUUUCGCCUGGCCCAUCGCAAUGACCAUAUCCAGAUCGGCCACGCCCGUCACGUGUGUUGGACAUACAGUCUGCUGCAAACUGCCGCACGAUGAACACGAAUGAUGUAUAUAGUAUGUAUCGAAAUCAACGCAGGUUCAGAUACAGAUAGAAUUAUCAUUAUUAUGGCUUGCUGUUGCGAUACGUCUGAUGAGACGCGAAAAUAGUUACAAAGAAUUGUCGCCGUAUGUUGGCGCGGGCAGGGAG